CACUAUGUGCUGACUGUCUGUACUUACAGAAGAUAUUUAAAAACAAUUUUUUUUGCAAAAAAAUUUGAUUCCAGUGGAAUCUGUGCUUUAGAUUUUGUCUUGUGAAUUAACGCCUGAAGCAAUGCCUGUACAAGCUCCACAAUGGACGGAUUUUCUCUCCUGCCCUAUUUGCACACAAACCUUCGACGAAACGAUCCGGAAACCUAUCAGUCUGGGCUGUGGCCACACCGUCUGCAAGAUGUGCCUCAACAAGCUCCAUAGGAAGGCCUGCCCCUUUGACCAGACCACUAUUAACACUGACAUCGAGCUUCUUCCCGUGAACUCUGCUUUGCUGCAGCUUGUGGGGGCUCAGGUGCCAGAACAGCAGCCAGUACCUCUGUGCAGUGGUGCUGAGAAUACUAAGCAUUAUGAGGAAGCCAAGAAAUGUGUGGAAGAACUAGCCUUGUACCUUAAACCACUCAGCAGUGCAAGGGGCGUUGGGCUGAACAGCACUACUCAGAGUGUGCUCAGCCGCCCUAUGCAGCGGAAGCUGGUGACGUUAGUCCACUGCCAGCUAGUGGAGGAAGAAGGGCGGAUCCGGGCUAUGCGUGCGGCACGAUCUCUGGGGGAAAGAACAGUCACAGAGCUCAUCCUUCAGCACCAGAACCCCCAGCAACUCUCUUCCAACCUUUGGGCCGCAGUGAGGGCCAGAGGCUGUCAGUUCCUUGGACCAGCAAUGCAAGAGGAAGCUCUCAAGUUGGUUCUUUUAGCUUUGGAGGAUGGAUCUGCUUUAUCACGAAAGGUCUUGGUUCUCUUUGUGGUACAGAGGUUGGAGCCACGAUUUCCUCAGGCUUCGAAAACCAGCAUUGGGCAUGUUGUCCAGCUCCUUUACAGAGCCUCUUGUUUCAAGGUAACUAAACGCGAUGAAGAUUCCUCCCUGAUGCAGCUGAAGGAGGAGUUCCGAACAUAUGAAGCUCUGAGACGGGAGCAUGAUUCCCAGAUUGUGCAAAUUGCAAUGGAGGCUGGUUUGCGUAUUGCCCCAGACCAGUGGUCCUCAUUGCUGUACGGUGACCAGUCCCAUAAAUCCCAUAUGCAGUCCAUCAUUGACAAGUUGCAGACCCCAGCCUCCUUUGCACAGAGUGUUCAGGAGCUAACCAUUGCUCUCCAGCGGACUGGUGACCCAGCCAAUCUGAAUCGGCUUCGACCCCAUCUUGAACUCCUAGCAAAUAUUGAUCCCAGUCCAGAUGCCCCUCCACCCACAUGGGAACAGCUUGAGAAUGGGCUGGUUGCUGUGCGGACUGUGGUACACGGCCUGGUUGAUUACAUCCAAAAUCACAGCAAGAAAGGAGCAGAUCAACAGCAGCCUCCUCAACACAGCAAAUACAAGACGUACAUGUGCCGAGAUAUGAAGCAAAGAGGAGGGUGCCCCCGUGGGGCCAGUUGCACCUUUGCACACUCACAGGAAGAAUUAGAAAAAUUUCGUAAGAUGAACAAACGUCUGGUUCCUCGAAGACCUCUGAGUGCCUCCUUAGGUCAGCUGAAUGAAGUGGGCUUAUCUUCAGCAGCUAUCCUCGCAGAAGAAGGGGCAGUGGACUUGCCUAGCAGAAAACCCUCUGCCUUGCCAAAUGGGAUUGUUUCAGCAGGCAGUACAGUGACACAGCUUAUCUCUCGUGGAACUGACUCCAGCUACGAUUCGGCCCUGAAGCCUGGGAAGAUGGAUCACCUUAGCAGCAGUGCUCCCGGGUCACCUCCUGACUUGCUGGAAUCUGUCCCCAAGAGUUCUCUACCUGCCUUACCAGUGAAUUCUCAUCCUGUUCCCCCCCGGGGACCUGCAGACCUGGCUCCGAUAUCCGUCGGCAAGCAGCUCCAAAUGGUAUCACGUGGCUCCCCGUAUUCUGCUCAGCAAGCUGAUGUGUUUUACCCAGAUCCUCGGGGAGCAGCUCCACAAUUUGAACCCCCACCCUACCAACCAGGUGUGUAUUAUCCUACGACUCAAUCUUCACAGUGCAUGUCUCGAUUUGUCCGACCUCCGCCAUCUGUUCCUGAACCCGGCCCUCCUUAUUUAGACCAUUACCCACCAUACCACCUCCCAGACCGUGUGGUGAAUUCUCAGUAUGGCGCACAACCACAGCAAUACCCUCCUAUGGGACAGGCCAUGUACCCUCCCCACUACGACAGCCGCCGUGUGUAUCCCCCUGCCCAGCCAUACCAGCGAGAAGAGAUUGUUAGAGGAAGCCCUGUACCCAUUGAAAUCCCUCCACCAGCUGUAUCACCAUAUGUACCUGAAGCAAGAGACAGAUAUCCACAAGUGGAAGGCUAUUAUCCAGUCAGUCCACAUCUUAGCCAGAUCCGACCUUCAUAUCACAGAGAGCCUUAUAGCCGGCCUCCGCCUCAGCCACAUCCCAGUCUAGAUGAACUGCAUCGUCGUCGGAAGGAGAUCAUGGCUCAGCUAGAGGAAAGGAAAGUGAUCUCCCCUCCUCCUUUUGCACCGUCACCAACUUUGCCUCCCUCUUUCCACACUGAUGAGUACAUGGAUGAAGAUCUGAAGGUCGCUGGCAAAUACAAAGGAAAUGACUACAGCCAGUAUUCUCCUUGGUCAUGUGACACCAUUGGCUCCUACAUUGGAACCAAAGAUGUAAAACCCAAAGACAUUGUGGCUGCGGGGACUGUGGAGAUGGCGAAUGUGGAUAGCAAAGGGAUGCGAGACCAGCGGUUGGAUUUGCAGAGGAGAGCGGCGGAGACUGGUGAUGAUGAUCUCAUUCCAUUUGGAGACCGGCCCACUGUCUCUAGGUUUGGUGCCAUCUCGCGUACAUCUAAAGCAAUGUACCAGAAUCCUGGACCCAUGCAAGCCAUGACGGUUCAAGGAGCUUCCACAAAACCAGUCAACAUUUCAGAUUACAGCCCUUAUGGAACACACAGUGCAUGGGGAGGUUCACCAUACGCACCCCACCAAAACCUACCUUCUCAGGGACGUCUAAGUGACAGGGAAAGAUUGUCCAUAACAGAUGCAGCUGGCCAUGGGAAACCUUUACCAUCAGCCGAGAGGGAACAGCAACUUCGGCUUGAACUGCAGCAACUAAACCAUCAAAUCAGCCAACAAACACAACUCCGAGGUCUAGAGGCUGUUAGUAACAGGCUGCUGUUGCAGAGGGAGGCGACCACCUUGGCAGGCCAACCACAGCCCCCACCACCACCUCCUAAGUGGCCUGGAAUGAUCUCAAGUGAACAGCUGAGCUUGGAGCUGCACCAGGUGGAGAGGGAAAUCGGGAAGAGAACCCGGGAGCUGAGCAUGGAGAGUCAGUCUUCCCUGGAAGUGAAAAGCAAACUGGGUGCCAGUAAGCAAACAGAAAAUGGACAGCAAAGCAAGGUGCCAGCUGAGGACCUUGCAAUGACAUUCAGCAGCGAUAUUCCGAACGGAUCAGCCCCAACCCAAGAAAACGUCGGCCUCCUCUCAAACAAAACUGCAGCUCUGAACUUAUCAGAGGACCCGGAAGGGGGAGGAGGCGAACAGGACUCUCAGAGGGCAGGAACGACAUCUGCAUCUGCUCCCUGAAGGAACAAAAAGCAUCCCUCCACUUCUGUCGGGGGUCACCUCCCCCCCCCUUGGGACGAAGGGAGACAGCAAGAACUACAACAGCAGCAGGUCCAGAGAUAAUGUGCACAACACCACUACUAGAAACAAACCCUGCACAUAGUUCACAUUAACACAUUUUUUAAUUAAAAAAAAUGAAAAUUAGCAGUAUCUGCAAGCAACUCAGAUUAAAUUUGUUUUUGUUCUGUGAAUGAACUUUAUUUUAAUAACUUUGGAUGCCUUGAAUGCCAGGGCUUUAAAAGAAACAGAUAUUAUAUAUAUAUAUAUACACACUCUGUUUGAUUAAUUGUAUGAUCUUAAUGAGGUAGGUUUUCUCUUUUAUUUUGGUAUUAUUACAUACCCAGUGUAUAAUUCCUUUUAGGCCUCUUUACUCCUCCCUUUGCAACAAACUCACUGCUUUUGUAUGAGUUUGAAAGGGAAAAAAAUUGGGAAUGCUAGAUGAAGGAGGAAGGCUCUAACUUGCUUGGUUGAAAAUUGUGUAGCAGAGUUGAUCUAAAAGUAGCUCUCCUUAAAGACAAUACCCAUUCCUUGUCAUUGAUUCAUCAUUUUUUCCUAAAUAUUAAUAGAUUUUAAGCUACAGUAGUGAUGCAUUUUUAUCACUUGGCAAUAGCAAAACUCCAUACAAACCUUAAGGAAUAAAAGAGGGGAGCUAUUUCAGAAGGGAGUAGAAGUAUCUGGGCUCCUGAAUCAAUAUGAAUUGGCUAAUGUAGCGUAAUCUUGUCUCUCAAGAUAGGCAGCAGAUUUUUUGAUUUUUUUAAAAAACUUGGAUCUGAGGAAGUAUCUGCAGAUGGAUAUUGUGGUUUUCUGAUGCAAUAGAGAAGCAGAGGUGAAGUGGAGAUAGGGAGUGACGUUCUCCCUUUUUUCUGUCUCGUUGAAAGUAAAACCUACAUUUUUGUGCACCUUCUGUGGUACGAUAUCCAAAUGCCAUUGGGUGGGUUGGGGGAUUGCCUCUGUGCCAGGACCUAUAAAAAAGUUCUGUUUUGGAUGAGAUAGGAAAACAGACAAGAAAUCCAACCAUUUUUCAUCUCUCUUCCUUCUGCAUUUUUUAUUGCAUCCAAAGCUGCUGUUAGAUCCCCUUUAAUCGUUGGCUUGUCUUUGGAAAUUGAAUGGGGUCUUCUGUGUCAAAACCUUUUGAGAGUCAAGGAUUCCUCUGCUUAAGGGAGGAUUAGCCCCUGGAAAAAUAUCCCUUACAUAGUUUUAUUUCAAGCAAAUCUACUUUGGAAAAAAAAUCUCUUACGGAUCUAUAUGGAAUGAAACAUUUCUCAUUUCUGCUCAUGGCACUUCAUGUUGAGACUGCCUGUAAAAAUCCCACCCUGCAAGACAGAGGGGGUCUUGCUCAUGCUGCACACAUUUUUAACACCCUCCCCCCCCCCUCCACUUUUACAUAGACUCUGAGACGUUCUGAAUGAAAAACUCUUGGCAAAGGCUUCCUCACAUCUCUUAGGCCGCCUUCUCCCGUACGAAUUUAGACUACUAAAUCUCAGAAAGCACUGGCUAUGUAAUAAGUUGCAGGGUUGCUUUGGUUGGGUAAAAGCAGAAGUUCAUUCAUCUUGUUUUAGGGUUGUUGUCUCCCCCUCUUCCAUUAACCCCUUGUUGAGGUCAUAGUAACCUUCAGCUAAGCUUGGCAUUUGUCUGUCUUGUUAAAUAAAACAAAAAAAUUGCGGGGGUGGGGGGAGAAGGACAGUUCCCUUGUUGCCUACCAGUAGGAGAGUCCAAGCAGAAGACUCUUUUGAGUAGUGAUGAUUAUUUAAUUUGCCCAGUCAAGGCACUGCAUUUAUAUACUAUUUCACAUUGAAUUUGAUUAUGCCCUACAGACCUGGCUGGCCAAAAAUUUGAUACACAUAUUGGCUUGGGAUUCGAGCUUUCUUUUUUUAUUUAAAUAAAAAUUAUAUGUAUGUAUAUAUGUAUAUAUACAUAUAUAUGUAGUUAUAUCUGUAUAUAUAUUGGAUAUGUUUUAAGAAUUUUUUUCGCACGAGUGCAGCUGUUGUCAAUACGUUUGGGAGGUGCAGGCACUGAAAUACAGGCAUUUUUAAUUCUAGUCUCUUCUGGUUCUCUUAAAUUCACUUGACACUGUAUCACUACUUGUUUUUUCUGAAAGCAUAAGAGAUGUUGAAGUUUUUAGGCUUUUGGGGCUUUUCCUUGAAUCACAAGAGUGUGUUCGUUUUGCAGCUCCUUGAUUGUCUUUCCUCUUUUCAUAUCGUUAUUCUCCCCCCUACACACACACACACUCAACUGCCCUAAGGUCUAGGUAGAAGCCUCUGUUCCUCUUUUGUGAGUCGCUGGUUUGAGAGAGCCCGUCGCAUCUUCCUAAUGGGGAAAUCGGAGUAUAGAAUUGCGAGUGAUCAAAUGAGGAAACUCCAGCUUGUAAAAAUGGCUUUCCUUCUAAUUUCACCCUCCUCUUCAGGAAGCAAGGUGUACCAUUCCACACUGAAAGAGUCAAGUCCAGAACAGAUUUUUCUCAUCUUUUGUCUAGAAGUUAAAGCAGUUUAGUCUCAUCCUAAUCGUAUGAACUGUGUAGUUCCAACCCAGUUAGAAAGGUUAGAUUAGAUUAGUUUCUAACUACAAGGGGGCAGGACUUCAUAGUAGAGGCUUCAAGCAGCCCCAACACAGUUGCGUGCCCUGAGUGUGAACUAUAAAUACCACCUCUUAAUAGUUGUCCCCUUGCUUUCCUUGUGCUGUCCUUUGUGCACAAUGUCCUUGUUAUGAUCAGUCUAUCUAGGUUAAUGUCCUGUUUGCACAACUUCUGCAAACCACAUUGAUCUUGGCUUAGUUUCCUUUUUCAUUUUGUGUUUGUGUGUGUGAGAGAGAGAGAGAGGGAGAAAGAGAGAAGUUAAUAAAAGACACAGAAUGAGAAAUGGUGAAAUUUGUUGGCUGUUUUAUUAGAAGAGUCUGUAGUACUCUAGUUCUAGCUUUUAUAGUUGACUUUUCUCAGGGCCUCCACUCAGGAACUUUGCAGUGAAGGUUAAAAUGCUGGGAUUGGUAUGACCGUUGCUUCCUAGCAGGGAAGGUAGAGAAAAAUGGUUAAACGCAAUCAUCAGCUGUUACACAGCAACUUCAGUGGCUUCCCAAAAACCGCAUUCAGGAUCUUUACUUUGGAGUUAGAUUCAUAAGCUGAAAAAAUGGGGACCUGUUGAACUUCCUCUCUCAUACCAGAGGAGUAAAGUUUUUCCCUUGCAGUUUCUUUUGAGUGGUAGAACUCAGAUUUGUGCCGCAGUGUUGUAGAAAUGCAGUGAGAAAGUGAGUUUUCACAUGGGAUUCAGAAUCUGUUUGUCAACUGCAGAUCCAUGUACCUUUGGACUCCGGACAAGUCUGAAAAUCUUUGUCUUCUGAUAGCUAGGGAAAACAGAGCAAUGGUCAUAUACAUGAUAGUGUCCUAGAUGAAGCCUUAUGACUUCCUCCACCCUUCAUUUAUAAGUCAGUGAGUGACCACCACAUUUUUGUUAGUGAAUGGUCAUAGCUCUGAACAGUCACAGCUCGGAUGGUGAACCAUUCUGUUGGCUGCCUCUUCCACUCCAUUACGUUGCCUGUAAGAUGGUUCUUUUUAAAAAAUUUCUUCACUUUAAUAGUUGCUUAGAGCCCACUGGCAUUAGCAAUAUAUAUUAGCCUGAUAUUUUGGUACUAAGGAUGUCAUAGUAAACAUGUAGUCAAGCACUCCCUGUUUUUUUGCAACAAAAUGUAUUCUCAGACAAGUUGACAAAAAACACAUGUUCAUACGUGGAAAUUUAACUGAAGCCCCAGGUUUCAGAACAACAUUUAAGAUCUCUGACUCACUAAAAUGGAAGAGUAACACCUGCUUUCCUUGAAUAAGGUCAGUGCCUUUGUUUUGUGCUAGCUGGUUUCACAUUAGUUCUUGGUGAUCUUGGCUAAUAAGAACCUUGCAGAAUCCUUCCUGCUUUUCUAGGUGGUUCUUAUCUUGCUGUUCCCUCUCUUUAGGCAUGCCAGUCACCCUCCCUGAUCAUGCACCAGUUGACAGCUUGCUGCCUCAAAACCGAGCAUUCAAAUGAAUUCGCUUAGCCAAUAACUUCUGUGAAGUUGCCUUUUCUAAUGGUGUUAUUACUCAGUGAUACACAAUUGUGGUAUUGCCCCUACUGGUAGGCAAAUGAGGUGGGGGGAUCUGUAUAAAUGUGGAAAACAUCUUUUUUUCCAUUCAAGGAGAGCCAAAGACUUGUGCUUUACUCUUGGUUUGUUUGUUUUUAUUUUAACUUUACUGGGCUAGCCAGUUUGGAUUGGGGGGGAAACUUUGUAAUGUUUUGUUUUCCAGCUCUUAACACUGAUAGAAUGUUCAAAAGCUCAUGACUGUCGAGCCUUAUGAGAAUACAUUAGAUGAAUAAUUAGCAGGUUUUGGAAGUGGUGUGUUUAAGCAUCUCUUUAAAUUUGCAGCCAUUUAUCUCAUCUUGUUUGUUAAAAUAUACAAAUACGCACAGAUGUGUACAUGGUUGAACACUCUCCCAAGUUAAAUUUACAGUUAGCAAAGGGAUUAUUUUUUUAAAGUUGCUGUUGUUUACUUUGAUUAUAUUUGCUUGGAAUUUUCUAUCAAACUUGAGUUGACAUAAAUCUAAGGAAGCUUUAAACAGAAUGGGAAAAGGCUCUUUAAAUGCAAGUUGCGUCAAACAUACCCAGGGGGUAUAUAUUUGCUUCUGCAAAGACACUGCCUGUGUUGACCACAUAGGGAGAUCUGUGGCUGCAGAAAGUGUGUUGAGCUCUAGCCUACAGAUUAGACAGAUUAAACACAGUGGUGUCUGUUCAGUGCUAUGCGGAAGUCACUCUUUAUACACUCUUUAAUCAUCUUUGUACAUGAAUUCACUAUAAAGGCAAUAAGUAGUAAUUGGAAUGCACUUGGCUUCAUAGUUAUAUUUAUUUAGUAAGCAUGGGCCUCUUUAAAAUAAGGAGCCCCAGGGCAGCCUCUCCCAAUUGUUCUCAUUAAAUGCUACCGUAUAUUUAUAGUGAAAUUUGCAUUAUGGCCUACAGGUUUGCAUAUCUUAAUCUCUGGGGAAGGUGCCUUUUCUAUUUCUAAAGCCAAGUUUCCCAGCCUUGAAAUCCUAGACUGUAUCUUACUACUCCACUCAGCAAAAUGUGAUGCCUUCCUCCAACUUAAAGUUAGACUGGAGGAAGGCUUCAGACUUUGUUCAGUGAAAUGGUAGGAUAUGUGGCUCUGUUUCUUUAAAUUCUGUGACAGGAGAGUAGAUCACUUCCGUGCCUUCUGUCCUGAUGCUCUCAUCCAACCCCCAUUCCCCCUGAAGCAACAACUCCAGUUUUGUCUUAUAACAGGGAGGGGAGGGGAGCAUGAAAGGUGGACAAGGACACCACGAGAUGAAUAGAGGAGGAAUCCUGCAUCUGUAUACUCACCUGCUGCUUUCAGAGGACAGAGGCAAAACCUCUAGAUUGUGAUCGAAUGAGCCCUUUCCAGACUGCAGGUUCAGAUACUGACUUGGCUGAUAGGGUUUCUUGCUAAGUACAAAGUUGAAUUUAACAACUUGAAAGGAAUGUGAGUGAGAAUUUUUAAAAGCAGCUUUUGUGGCAUUGGGAAACAAUUGCCAUCACUUUGGGUUUAAUAUUUCACAUCUGAGCACUGCAUCGACCUGCUCCAGAAAUAAAAGCGUCAUGUCAGUGAGAUGCUGGUAGAGAAUUUUACAAAUGGGAACCUUCUGAUCAUCCCCAAAAGCACCCUUUGAGAUGUACCUAUCAGCCUGGUUUUGGGUUGAUCUCGAGCUGUUUGAAAACUCAGAUUAACAUGCAGCAACUAAUUAGUGCAGUCACUCCCCCCCCCCCCACCGCAGACUUGGUUGUCCAAUACUCACCAGGAUUUAUUUAUUUGUUUAAUCCCCCCCCUCCGUUUCCUUUUUUAUAUAUAAUCUGCCUGUAGAGGGUUCUGUACUUAAAAGUGUAGCUAGCCAGGGCACUAUUUGUGAUGUCCCAAAACAUCACUGAAAGGAAAGUGACUCCUCUUCCUUUCACUGCUCAGUGAGAAGUCUGGAUGGUGCAGUGGCCUUCCAGUAUUUAUUAACUGAAAUGUGACUUAAAAAAAAAAUUCAUUUUGAUUUCUCUGAUGAGCUACUGCAGUAAGGGUGUGGUUUAAGAGACAGUGAACACUUCCAGUUUUCAUUGCGAUACCUGAAGAGAUGUGUAGUUGGUAACUCAAGUUGCUUGCCAUUUGAUGACUUGGUAGCUUCUGUUCUGACGUGUAAAUUGGGUUGCCUGUGUCUAAAUAUAUGGCUGCCUUAUGCUUUUUUUUAACAUCCAAGAAUAUCUAAAGGGAGUGGGGAAAAUAUAUAAAUGUCGAGGGGCGGGGGGUUCCCCCAAAAGGAAAAAAUGUAAUGCUCAAAUGCAGUCUCUCUCUGAAAACUAAAAGUAUUAGAUAUGCUGAUGUUACAUGUAUAACCUAUCUUUUUUAUGAUAACAGAAAUCCUGUGGAGUAUUUGGUGUUUGCUAUAAACAAAAUUUGUUUGCUUUUUGUGUAUGUUAAAAGUGACUGGGCACAAUUAUUAAGUGGGGGAAGUCACCUGCACAAGCCUCAUUUGAAAUGCAUGAGGAUACGUGCAAGAAGACCGCCACUGGUCGGCCCUUUUGUCGUUAACGUUAGUUUAUUGUGGCAGACAAUACUCACAAGUCUUUGGCAUCCAAAACCAGAUUGUGUAACUGGAUUGGACUCCCACAACUGGAUCUGCAUAGGGAGCUCCUUUGAAAGCUUAGCCUUGGGUAAGACAUCUGGGGUGGGUGGGGGCAAGACAGGCAGGCCCACUGAUGAUGGGACACUGCUUUGUAGGUUGUCUUUACAACACUCAGGCGCUGUAGAGGCAGAAGAAACCCAUAAAAUGAAUCUCUGCUGCCUAUUGUAUGUUUACAAUUGCCUUGCAGUCUCUGCUUGCUAUGUAAGCAGCCCGUUUGCUAACCAUGGACCCCUUUCCCUGAAGGCGACUUUAUCAGCAGCAUGGUGGCAUUUUUUGUUAGUUUUCAAGAAUUGCCAAUCAGCCAUCUAGAUUUUGCUCUUUGGUGUUGUUGGUUUUUUGUUCAUCAAACCUGCCCCCCUCCCUUUCUGUUUCCAGAAGUCCCCUGGCCAUUUCCAGUUGUGGGAAUUCUCUAUAUGUGUGUGCAUUCUUAAUGGUUGUGUGUAUGGUGGGGGGAGGGGUUUAAGCCAAGUUUCCUUUGGUCUUUUUAGGAUCGUACCAGUCUCCCCGAGACAUUCUUAAGUCAUUAUCACCUUUUUGGGUGGAGUUCAUUUUUUUUAAUAACUUUUGACAUUUUUGGUGCAUAUAUGCUUGGGAUAGAGCUCAUGUAAUUUACCAAUCGUAUUGAUUGUAUGUGAUUGUGCCCUGCAGAGGUAUAUUUAACAAAAAAUAAAUAAACAUUUAAAAAAUAAAAAAGUUAAAUCUAGGGUGAUGAUGCUGUUAAUAAAGGAGACUGAGAUGUUUGA
Eublepharis macularius is the source of this 10982-nucleotide messenger RNA. It is a transcript of the gene RC3H1, whose product is annotated as ring finger and CCCH-type domains 1. Gene Ontology annotation, molecular function: metal ion binding. The transcript is spliced from 19 exons. Bases 122 to 3532 code for a protein of 1136 amino acids. The record is from RefSeq and is a predicted model, not a curated record. NCBI's taxonomy places the organism in Eukaryota, Metazoa, Chordata, Lepidosauria, Squamata, Eublepharidae.